AUGAACGACGAGCAAAUAUUGCAACAGCUCUUGGCAUCAGUGGAAGCAAUUCGGACGGACCAACAAGCACUCUCCUCUCAGGUGGAACAACUGCUUCAUCACCCUGAAACAUUGAAACAUCAAUCCUCCUCCUCCGCCUCCUCUUCGCCAACAAGCACAACCCCUUCCAAUUCAACAAAGCCAACCACCAUUAAGGCGAACGCAACAAGUGGUGCUGCUAGCGGCUCAUCAUCCGUUGCAUCAAAAUACCCUCAACGUGUCAUUCUCACAACUUAUCCUCAUCAAUUGGGAAUACAGCCGGUGAAUCUUCAUUGGGGAGCACAAGAUCCAAAGGAGCGUGGCCCUGUAGUUGCUUCUCGUCAUCCUGAAAGCAUCAAAAAGAGAAACGCCAUUGGUGCUUAUGGUGGCUCCUAUUGUGUCUAUCGUGCAUUGGCUGUGGCCAUUGGUGACUUGCCUGGUGAUCAUCGUCCCAACUUUGCCAUGACCGAACCAGCUUUCAAUGUGGGUCCUCAUCCAUCAUGGUAUGAUCCUCGCAAGAUUGUAUCAUUGGAUCCUUGGGGCCAUGUAUUACCACAAGUCUUUAAGGAAGAAUAUGAAAAUGGAUUGGAUGUUAGACCUACUAUUGCAGUGACCAAGGCACACAUGACGAUGGCAGAAAUGGAGAUGCUUGUAAAACAAGGCAAGCUGCAAGUGGAUGGAAAAAUUGUCGUCAAUGAUCGUGGCGAUCUUGCCGUUAACAAGGCAGCUGUUGAACCGGUUUGGUACUUGCCAGGAGUGGCUGAACGCUUUGGCAUCGAUGAAGGCUUAUUGCGUCGUGCCUUGUUUGAAGACACGGGUGGCAUGUAUCCCGAAUUGAUUACUCGACCCGAUCUUAAGGUGUAUCUUCCUCCUAUUGGAGGCAUCAGCGUCUAUGUUUUCGGCAAUCCUGCUUAUAUUUCUGACCCUGAGAAAAAAUUGACGCUUCGAGUGCAUGAUGAGUGCAACGGAUCCGAUGUAUUUGGCAGUGAUAUUUGCACGUGUCGUCCCUAUUUGAUCUAUGGCAUCGAAGCAUGCGUCAAGCAAGCCCAACAAGGUGGUGUCGGUGUCAUUGUCUAUUUCCGGAAGGAAGGUCGUGCUCUUGGUGAAGUGACAAAGUAUUUGGUUUACAAUGCUCGGAAACGACAAGCGGGUGGUGAUACUGCCGAUCAUUACUUUUUACGCACAGAAUGCAUUGCCGGUGUCAAGGACAUGCGCUUCCAAGCACUCAUGCCCGAUGUUUUGCAUUGGCUUGGCAUCAAAAAGAUUGAUCGCAUGAUGUCAAUGUCCAAUAUGAAACAUGAUGCAAUCGUUGAAUCCGGUAUCCCCAUUGUGGAGCGGGUACCUAUUCCCGAAGACAUGAUCCCAGCUGACUCAAGAGUGGAGAUUGAUGCCAAAAUUGCUUCAGGCUACUUCACAAGUGGAAAGGCAAUGACCGAAGAGCAGCUUGCCCAAGUAAAAGGUCGCAAUUGGGAAGACAUAGAGCAUUAG
Lichtheimia ornata is the source of this 1506-nucleotide messenger RNA. RefSeq lists its product as uncharacterized. The record is from RefSeq and is a predicted model, not a curated record. The transcript is spliced from 12 exons. Gene Ontology annotation, biological process: riboflavin biosynthetic process. Lineage: Eukaryota; Fungi; Mucoromycota; Mucoromycetes; Mucorales; Lichtheimiaceae. The coding region runs from base 1 to 1506 and encodes 501 amino acids. Gene Ontology annotation, molecular function: GTP cyclohydrolase II activity.